This is a messenger RNA of Vigna unguiculata (cowpea), 951 nucleotides long. Its product is annotated as Calcium-binding EF-hand family protein. Gene Ontology annotation, molecular function: calcium ion binding. NCBI's taxonomy places the organism in Eukaryota, Viridiplantae, Streptophyta, Magnoliopsida, Fabales, Fabaceae. The record is from RefSeq and is a predicted model, not a curated record.
GGAAACUUCGCACAAAUUGGGUUGGCGUAGAAAAUUCCCCUUGAUGAAAUUGGAAACCCUUGGGCUCCACAACUACAGUUAUUCCCGUACACAAAGUACACCCUUCAAAAAACACAAAUCCCAGAACAAUCUAUAUAAAUACUCACACAAACAACACAUGGUUUGGUAAACGUAAACCUCUGUUUUCAUAUGUGAAGAAGAUAUUGGUGAGUAAUUAACCGAGUGCAUCAUAUUUAUUUAUCAUAUUCAUAAACCCUAAAGGCUUUAGAUUUGUGUUUGCUUAGAAAAUAUGUGUCUGCUAACCCAGUCUGAUUUGAAGCGUAUUUUCGAGAAAGUGGACGUGAAUGGCGAUGGGUUGGUGAGCCUCGAGGAGCUGAAUCAGAUGCUGCAAAUCACAGGUAACUGCAAUUACACCAUACAAGAGUUGGAAUCGUUGGUCGAAACGAAGAGCCUUGGUUUGAGCGAGUUCUUGUUCUUUUACAACUCCAUUUCGGAGCAGCAGAACGGAGAAAUUAGAGGCGGUGGUGGUGAGGCAGAGGAAUUGGAGAGCGACCUGGUGAAAACCUUCAAGGUGUUUGACUUGGAUGGAGAUGGCUUCAUCACCAGCCACGAGCUUGAGUCUGUGUUGAAACGGCUUGGCAUGUGGGAUGAGACCAAUUGCAAUGAUUCUACGACCAUGAUUCGCUUCUAUGACACCAACUUCGAUGGUCGUCUUGAUUUUCAGGAAUUCAAGAACAUGAUGUUGGUUUCCAGAGCCUGAUCAUCCUUCGUUUCCAUCAAACUCUCUGCACUCAUUUUUACAACCAAACCUUUCGUGUCUUCCUCCUCUGUUUAUGUAAAUAUGUGUUUUAUGAUCAUCAACGUUAUUCAUAAGUAUUCUGUGUAACUCUGUAGCUGUUUAUAUAAGAGAAAAUGAUUUUUUAAUUAUUAAAUCUUCACAACUUUCUUUUA